This is a messenger RNA of Abrus precatorius (Indian licorice), 1967 nucleotides long. Its product is annotated as homeobox protein ATH1-like. Gene Ontology annotation, biological process: regulation of transcription by RNA polymerase II. The record is from RefSeq and is a predicted model, not a curated record. Gene Ontology annotation, molecular function: RNA polymerase II cis-regulatory region sequence-specific DNA binding; DNA-binding transcription factor activity, RNA polymerase II-specific. NCBI's taxonomy places the organism in Eukaryota, Viridiplantae, Streptophyta, Magnoliopsida, Fabales, Fabaceae. The transcript is spliced from 4 exons. The coding region runs from base 1 to 1692 and encodes 563 amino acids.
AUGGAGAGUGAUAUGUACAAGAUUUCCGGUCGAGCUUCUAAUGUAAUAGAUGGAAUUUCACAACAUUCCACCUCAAACCCUCUGAUUCAGUGCUACUCGGUUGACCUUAACAACCAAUCCCAUAUCAUAAAUGGAAUAUCAAUGCUUUCUGGAGAGCAAGGUGGACCUUUAAGUAACGUCCAUGCUGAGGAUUGCUUCACAAAUUCUGCAAAUAUUGCUGACUCCAGUUCGUUAGUUACAUCUCGAGGAAAGACUAUUGUGGGAGAUGCUUCAAAUCCCAUGGAGAACACUGAAUUUCAAGACCAUUUAGUUGGAGGAAUGCCUAUUACUCCUGCUUCACUUGCUGCAAUUCUUGCCGCUAGAAUUGGUCUUCAAGAAAAUUUAGAGAAUUCAGCAGCUUUGCCUCGUUCACUCUGCUCAAUGGGGGCAUUGGGACCAUUUUUCAACAAUUCACAAGAUACUUCAAAUCCUUUGCCUACAACUUUUGAGGACUGUGGUUAUGAUGAAGUUCCUAACAAGUGGAAUGCCAACAAGUUUUCUAAAGCUCCAGAGAUUGAUGGAACUGGGUGUCAACCUUAUUCUUCUAUAGGAAACCUGGAUCCAGGUGGAUGGGCAUCAUCAAAUGUUGCAAACAUAAUCAAUCAUUCUUACCAUUCCUCGAACUUCAGUAAUGAACUUUCUCUAAGCCUUGCAACAUCUACAACCCCAGGACAGUGCUCAGAGGUCAGUUGCUCUGAUGUGACACCAUGCAUGAAUGGAACCGUGUCAGGCUUGGAGCAAGCCUCCUGUAGCAGUAGUAGGGAAUUUUCUAUGAGUUUGAGUGGUAAUAAAUAUGUGCAGUUUUCACCCGAAGUUCUGGGAUCAAGAUAUCUUGCUGGUAUUCAAGAGAUACUUGCUCAAAUUGCAAGAUAUUCAUUUGAAAAUCUGGAACAAAUAAAUUAUGGUAGUAGAGCAGGUGGAAGUAAGUCAACUUUAACCUUCCCACCCAAUGGGAAAAUAUUGACAAAUCACAAAGCAAACUCUAUGCAUGAAGCUCAUGCUGAAUCUCCAUUGCAAAGGCAUGCUGCUGAAUCAAAGAAAGCCCAGCUGCUGACACUUCUACAACUGGUGGACAAUCGAUACAGCCAGUGUUUGGAUGAGAUACACACCGUUGUAUCGGCAUUCCAUGCUGCUACUGAGCUGGAUUCGCAAAUACAUGCACACUUUGCCCUUCAAACGAUCUCUAUCCUUUAUAAGGACUUACGAGAGAGGAUUAGCAAUUAUAUUCUUGCCAUGGGAUCAAACUUCAACGACUUGUGCUCAGAAGAGAAGGAAUGGUCUGUUGAAACUUCAUUCCUUCAAAAGCAAUGGCCACUCCAGCACUUGAAAAGAAAAGAUCAUCAACUAUGGAGGCCCCAAAGAGGCUUACCAGAAAGAUCAGUUUCAGUUCUAAGGGCUUGGAUGUUUCAGAAUUUCCUCCAUCCGUAUCCUAAAGAUGCAGAGAAGCAUUUGCUUGCAGUAAAAAGUGGGUUGACCAGAAGCCAGGUAUCCAAUUGGUUUAUAAAUGCUCGUGUUCGGCUGUGGAAACCUAUGAUUGAAGAGAUGUAUGCUGAAAUGAAUAAAAGAAAGGCUUGUCGAAAUGAAGAAGGAAUGCAGAGCAAUCACGGUAACAGGAUAGGCAUGAGUAGUAAUCAAAGGUUUAAUGUCAAUUAAAGGUGAACAAAUUCGCUUAACAAUAUCAUGGAGCUUUUUGUAUUUUUAUGUGGAAAACACAGCACAACUGGAACCAGAAACUGUGCAUGAUGCUUUGCAUAGUUGGGUUAUAUUAUAAUGAGGACGUCCAUGACUUACGUUAAAAAAAGAGAGUAAAUAACACGAAAUUUAUUUGACUGUCCAUACUACUUAUUUUGUUGAUUUUCUUUCGCACUGCACUCGUAGAAAAUUUAGCGAAGUUACGAUUCGUGAAAACUGCCGGUUAAAUCAUUUAU